AAAGUCACGUGAUAACUCCAGUCCUGCUGGUUGCCUAGCGACUGUGACAGCUAACUGAUCUUUGCGAUGACAAAAAAGGACUCUCGAACUCAGAAGGCAGUUGAUAAAGGUGAAAGAACGUCAUCUGAUUCAGAAACUAAUGACGGUUUAACGGGAUAUUUCGUUACGGACUUUCCUGUUUUAUGCGAAAGAGAAGGAAUAUACCCGAUUUCCGUGGUUCCACGGUCUCUAGCACCGCCACCAGACGAGGAACAAGAACAAAGCGUGGGCGUGGUUUAUCAACCCAACAGACAAUUUUUCCUCGCAAAAAUACUCGCAGAUAUCGAAGAAGACUGCGGGAAAGACGUCGUAAAAGCUAUACAUUUACGUGGAUGGUUGUUAGAAGAACGUAUUCUGAACGCUUUGAGUUUGGCACUUCCGUCUUGUUCACAACUCACAACAAUCAAGCUGUGGAACGUGGGCUUAACAGAACAGACUUUUUCAACGUUUACCUCUUUAGUCAUACAGUUUCAUAUUAAGCAUGUGGCUCUUAGUGGAAAUCCGAUUGACGGAGAGAACUACUCAGCAUUGUUGUCAGAGGAGUCAAGUGUAGAGAAACUCAGUCUGCAUGGCAAUGGUUUGAGUGAUCGUGGGGCUGAGCUGCUUGGAGAGGCUUUGUCUCCUUACAAACAUUCUCUUCUUCUCCUCGACUUGUCACACAAUAGAAUAAGCAGUGAUGGGACUAAGCAUUUGGCUCGAGCUUUACGAAUGAAUCGGAGUUUGCUUUCUUUGUCACUUGCUAACAAUAAAGUGGAUGAUGAGGGAGCUGUGGCACUUUCUGAGGUUGUGUCUCGGUUUCCAUUGAAUCGGCAUGAAAUUGUUGCAAGAAGAAUGUUUAACUCGGAUAAACGGCAGGCAGAGGAUUCAUCAGCACAAACCAUGAGUAACAUUGGGGCAAGUAUUUCAACAGAGAAGCGACAGGGUCUGAAACCUACAGCGAGCCACGACAAGAUGCCAAGAGAGAAAAGAGAGAAAACACCAGGACUGAAGAAGAGGGAAUCAAAACGAGAUGAGAGAGGAAAGAAAGACGACAAAGAUGGAAAGUUAAAGAAAGCAUUGGGGAGUGCAGAAUUAAAAAAAGGGAAAGGUGGAAAAGUAGCAAAGAAAGGCACAGAUGUGUCAUCAGAGGAAGUGAAAAUGGACGUGUUGGAGCAUGUCUACCCUAUCACAGAGAAUGUGGAAGAGAUCGGAGGAAAGAAAUAUAUCUUAGGAAAUAGAGCACUCACAAAUAUCAAUCUUUCAUAUAAUGCUAUUAGCGAAGAAGGUAUUUCUGCUCUGUUGAAAGCUGUUCAGUUUCAGUCUACAUUGUCUUUGCUGCCCGGCGCUGGUCUAAUGAGGCUUUCAGUUCAGCACAAUAAUGUUUCACCUCACCAUGAAGACGCGAUGACAUUGCAGGAGUUAAUGCUCACAAAGGAUCCAUUUUACAAGCCUCCUGACUCGGAAUCAGUCUCAACUACCCAGGUUGAUGAUCACUUAUAACGUAUCUCAACUACUGCAAUUUGAAGUGUUAAUAGAAAUUCACUGCAUAUAUAUAUACUUUGCAGACUGCAUGUGUACAUCUAGAGGCAUAUUAUUGAGCGUAAUAAUAGUGGGAAUUGACACUAUAGCUAUGGCUAUAGACCAUUCUGAACGCCGUGCCAUAAUUGUUGAGUUUAGUUAGUGACUCUGCAUGUACAUUUGGAUUUCGAAUGAAAGACUACUAUCAGAUUCUAA
Corticium candelabrum is the source of this 1752-nucleotide messenger RNA. RefSeq names its product leucine-rich repeat-containing protein 71-like. Lineage: Eukaryota; Metazoa; Porifera; Homoscleromorpha; Homosclerophorida; Plakinidae. Gene Ontology annotation, molecular function: protein binding. The record is from RefSeq and is a predicted model, not a curated record. Bases 67 to 1518 code for a protein of 483 amino acids. The transcript has 15 exons.